Messenger RNA from Corythoichthys intestinalis (scribbled pipefish), 4106 nucleotides. It is a transcript of the gene mpp7a, whose product is annotated as MAGUK p55 scaffold protein 7a. Gene Ontology annotation, biological process: protein localization to adherens junction. Gene Ontology annotation, cellular component: plasma membrane; cell-cell junction. The transcript has 20 exons. Bases 409 to 2208 code for a protein of 599 amino acids. Gene Ontology annotation, molecular function: protein binding. The record is from RefSeq and is a predicted model, not a curated record. Lineage: Eukaryota; Metazoa; Chordata; Actinopteri; Syngnathiformes; Syngnathidae.
UUCAAACAAACCGUUAGUAUCUAAAUAAACAAACUGCUUUCAAAUCAGUAAACGAAAGAUAAUCGUACACUUGGCGAGUGCCACGGCCGAGACCGAACGUUUUGAAAGAGAAUUUUAGCCCAUACGCGCGCUGAACUGAUGCGGGAAAAGGAGUUAUGAAGGACCAAAGCACACUUUUUAAAGUGAAAAGUAAAAACUUUUUGAAAGAUUUCUUAUCAAAACAAUGGUUGGAAUAUACGAAGGCUAGCGAGAACUCAUUUGAUCCAACUGCGACCUCAAAUGCAAAGUUUCCAUAGCAUAAAAUCUGUCUGCACAUUCAGAUGGUCUUUGGGGAGACCUGCUGAGGAACUCACAACCCUGUUGCCUCAUUGCCAUUACACACAGCCUGAGAGGUAAUUGGCAAGAGCCAUGCCUGCUCUGACGACUGGAGUGGGCCACGAGCCAGGGCUCUAUGAGUUGCUAGCAGCAUUGCCUUCGAAAUUGAAGCCCCAUGCCAGUCACCCUGAGGAGACCACCUUCCUCCAGGGCAUGUUUGGGGAGAAAAGACUUCAUUCACUGUUCUUGAUUCAUGAUGAACUGCAGCAAUAUGAAGAGCGCAAACCCACUCCUGUUUUGAACAAUGCUGCAAGUCUGUGUAGUCAAUUGACUGAUGAGCUUCAAAGAAAAUCAGUUAAUGCAGAAAUAAAUGAGCUUCUAAAGCUACUGGCCAAACCCCACUUGAAGAGUCUUUUAUCAGUCCAUGAUAUGGUGGCACAAAAAAACUAUGACCCUAAACUACCUCCAAUGCCUGAAGACAUCAAUGAUGAUGAGGAUUCUGUAAAGAUCAUAAGACUAGUUAAAAACAAGGAACCACUGGGAGCAACGAUAAAGCAAGAUGAUCUCACGGGAGCCAUCCUCGUGGCCAGAAUCAUGAAAGGAGGGGCUGCAGACAGAAGUGGCCUUAUUCAUGUCGGGGAUGAGCUGAAGGAGGUCAAUGGAAUCCCAGUGGAUGACAAGAAACCAGAGGAAAUUAUACGUAUUCUGGCCCAGUCACAAGGUGCCAUUACUUUCAAAAUUGUUCCCGGGGUCAAGGAAGAUGUAAUAACCAAGGAGCCAAAGAUGUUUGUGAAGGCACUCUUUGAUUAUGACCCAAGAGACGACAAAACCAUCCCAUGUAAGGAGGCUGGACUGGCCUUCAAAAAGGGCUCCAUUCUUCAGAUCAUGAGUCAAGAUGAUGCAACCUGGUGGCAAGCGAAACACGAAGGGGACGUGAACCCCCGCGCUGGUUUAAUCCCGUCCAAACAGUUUCAAGAAAGGAGACUUGCGUUGCGAAGUUCUUCUGCAAUUCUCCCAAUCCAGAGGUCUUCGAUUCGGCGAUCCUAUGAUGUGGCUGUAGACUUUGUUGAGGAAAUUGAAGAGGAUGCAGACUUUAUUAGCAGUUACCAUCUAGUUGGGUUCAGAAGAAGCUUCCGUCUCAGCAGGAAAGACAAGAAGACCAACAAGUCCAUGUACGAGUGUAAGAAAAGUGAAAUUUAUGACACAGCGGACGUACCCACAUAUGAAGAGGUCGCUAAAUACCAGAGGCCAAAUAAAGCUAAACACCGGCUAGUGGUCCUAGUUGGACCGCCUGGAGUUGGCUUGAAUGAGCUGAAGAGGAAACUUUUGAUUUCCGAUCCACAGCACUUUAGUGUGACCAUUCCACAUACAAGUCGACCCAAGAAGAACCUCGAGAAUGAUGGUGUGGAAUACCAUUUCAUCUCAAAACAUCUCUUCGAGACUGACAUUCACAACAAUAAGUUCAUUGAGUUUGGUGAGUACAAAGGGAAUUACUAUGGGACAAGUUUGGACUCCAUACGUUCGGUCCUGUCCAGGAACAAAGUGUGCCUAUUAGAUGUUCAGCCUCAUACAUUAAAGCACUUGCGGACUGCAGAGUUCAAACCAUUUGUAGUUUUUGUGAAGCCUCCUACAAUUGAGAGGCUGAGGGAAACAAGGAUAAAUGCAAAACUAAUUUCGGGCAAGGAUGACAAGGGAUCCGCUAAGCCAUUCACAGAGGACGACUUUCAAGAGAUGUUGGCAACUGCCCAGACAAUGGAGACUCAGUAUGGACAUCUAUUUGAGAAGAUCAUAGUAAACGAUAACCUUUCGGAGGCCUUUGGCGAACUGCGUGUGACACUAAAGAAAGUGGAGAUGGACACACAGUGGGUUCCAGUGAGCUGGACUCACUCGUGAGAUCUACACAGACUGUAAAAGAACAAGAAAAUGAAGAUAUCUGCUUUAGCAAGUGUUUUUGAGGGGUUAGAGGGAAGAUAAGAUUACAACAGGCUACUGAGCUGUAAAUGCAGAUUUUUAUAAUAUGUGGGAUCUGUAUUAAUUUCAACCUGCAGUAAGGUCUCGAUUCAAAUCUUUUGAGGUCUAAAUAGAUUUCACUUUGGGUUGAAGCUGUAAAACGUUCCUGAUCUAGAUUGCAGUCUUGGAUGCAAGAUGAAGUACAUCGUUCCAAACCAAAAUGUUGAAUUAGCCUGGACCGUUGCAGUACCAGCAACAUUGCCAGCACAUCAGCACCACAGCCAACCAGAAGCCUUUUUUCAGCGUUUUUAUUAGAUGAAACUAUUACAAACCAAAGGAACUGUCACAUUUGUUCUUGGUUUGACAACUUACAUGCACAUAUCUGUAAAAGAAUGCAAAGGGUAAGGGAUAUUGCAGGAGUGAAUAUUUUUGCUUUCCUGUAUUACGAUAUUUUUAUGCUUACAAAAUUUUUUGGGCAUCAGAACAUUGUUUGGUACAUUAUCGUAAAGGGCAGUAAAUGUUGAUUUUUUUUUUUUUUUUUUUAAUUGAAAAAAGUAAUAUAUUUUCUAAUGAAUGCUAGGGAGUUUUGUGUAAUUGGUUUUUACAUUUUUAUAUGCAUAUAAUUUUUUUGAGCAAUAUUGUACACUUUGUUCUGUAAUGACAAUAUUUGUAUUCACAAAUGUCUUUGCUUUGUUGUCGUUCCACAAGCCAUUUUAUACAGGAAUUCUAACUACUCUCUACUGCAUUUGUAGUUGUUCGUCCCUGUUUUUCUUUUUAUCCAUUAGUCAUAGUCCUUUUUAAAUACCAUAUGCACUUUACCUUUAACACAUGGAGCUUCGUAGCAGAUGUGGAAUAUCAAUUUUAUGAUUCUAAGAGAAAUCUGCACUGCUUUUGCAAACAAAAUUAUUUUCUUAUUUUACAAAUUGGACAUUUCAAUAAUUACAACACCUGGUUCAAGUUAUUAGGUAAUUUUCCGAGCACAGGCUUCCUUCCAUAAUCCUAAAACAUGUGUGUUACUUUAAUUGAAGAAGCUACAUGUGAAUAGUUGUUUGUCUAAGCCCAUGUCCACACGUCGCAGGGCUUUUUGAAAACGAGUAUUUUGCCCCGUCCGUCAAGAAAAAAAAAAAAAAAAAUCAACGUCCACACCACCUUGUUUGUAGGAAAAAUAUCGUCCACACCCAACCACAUAAGUGUUUUUUUUUAUACAUAUUUGAUGUGCAUCAAAGCACAGAGUGAAUGACAAGUAAAUGAAUGGUUCAACGAUCGUAUUUUGUUUGUUUAGCCCUUGCCUUGUGAGAUUUUCAUGAACUGUUAGCAUGUGUUUAUAUAUGUGCAUUAUAUACCGUCAUUUGCAGACUAUAAAAGGCCACAUAUAUUCCGGUGCGGCUUAUACAGUGGUAUGAAAAAGUAUCUGAACCUUUUGAGUUUCUCAUUUGUCAAAAUCACACGGAUGAAAAAACAGUGUCUGCUUUAAGUAAAACCACCUAAACAUUUAUAGGUUUUCAUAUAUUAAUGAGGAUAGUAUGCAAACAAUGACAGAAGGGGAAAAAAUAAGUAAGUGAACCAUUACAUUACAACCAGACGCUUGCUGUAGAUUCAGCUCAGUCUGGCAUAUUGACCAGGACUCAUCCUGGCCCAUUCUUCUCUACAAAACUACUGUAGUUCAGUCAGAUUCUUGGGAUAUGUGGCAUGAAUCGCUGUCUUUAGGUCCUGCCACAGCAUCUUAAUGGGGUUAAAGUCUGGACUUUGACUUGGACACUCCAGAAUGUGUAUUUUGUUCUUCUGAAACCAUUCUGAAGUUGAUUUACUCCUGUGUUUUAGAUCAUUGUCUUGUUGCAGCA